This is a messenger RNA of Striga hermonthica, 1440 nucleotides long. NCBI's taxonomy places the organism in Eukaryota, Viridiplantae, Streptophyta, Magnoliopsida, Lamiales, Orobanchaceae. The record is from the annotation of a GenBank genome assembly.
AUGAACUCUCUCCCCUCACAAAUAAUCCUUUUCAUAUUUGCUGCUGUUUUCGCCCUUCGCUGCUUCUUAUCCGCAUCCGCCAGGUGCCACGUGGACGAUGAGUCCGGGCUGCUGGGUUUCAAAUCGGGCAUCCGCUCCGACCCGUCCGCCAUGCUGGCCUCCUGGAAGAAAGGCACCGACUGCUGCCAAUGGUCAGGCGUCACGUGUCUGAGUGGCACCCGGGUCACUUCCCUGAGCCUCUCGGGCCGUCCCGGAAACCUGACCGCCGGCCUGUCGGGCACCAUCUCUUCCUCCCUCUCCAAGCUCCGGUAUCUGGACGGAAUCUAUCUCCAGGACCUCAACAACCUCACCGGGCCUUUCCCCAGCUUUCUCCUUACUCUGCCCAACCUUCUCUUCAUCUACAUCGACAACAACGCGCUAUCCGGGCCCAUACCCGCUGACAUCCGGAGGAUGGCCCGGCUCGACGUGCUCAACCUGGAAGGGAACAAAUUUUCUGGGCACAUACCGAGUUCGGUCGGCGAGUUGACUCAGCUGACCCGGCUGCAGCUAGGCGGCAACCGCUUCUCCGGCACCAUCCCCACCAGCAUCCGGCGGCUAAGAAACCUGACCCAACUGCAUUUGGACCGAAACCAGCUGUCCGGCCCGAUUCCUGACAUGUUCUCGGAACUCACAAGCCUCAUAAGCGUGCGCCUCUCGGGCAACACGCUCACCGGGACGAUUCCACCGAGCAUUUUAGCAACCGCCCCCAACAUUCGCUAUCUUGAGCUGGGAGGUAAUUCCCUGACCGGCCCGAUCCCUGAUUUUCUUGGAAAAUUUCGGGCCCUCGACACGCUGGACCUCUCCCGGAACAAAUUCUCCGGAACCGUGCCAAAGACUUUCGCAAACCUGACCAAAAUUUUCAAUCUUGACCUGUCGCGCAACAAUUUAGUCGACCCUUUUCCGAAAUUGCACGUCAGAGGUAUCGAGUCCCUCGAUUUAUCUUACAAUAAUUUCCACCUAGGCAAAAUCCCGGAGUGGAUCACGAUUUCGCCCAUCAUUUACUCUUUGAAACUGGCAAAAUGCGGGAUCAAGAUAAAACUCGAUGACUGGAAUCCGACCGAGACUUACUUUUACGACUACAUCGACUUGUCCGAGAAUGAGAUCACUGGAAGCCCGGCGAAGCUUCUGAACAGAACAGAUUAUCUCGUGGGGUUUUACGCUUCUAACAACAAUCUGAAAUUUACCUUAGAGAAUACCAAGUUUGCUAGGACGUUGAGGUUUCUUGAUCUGUCGAGGAAUUCGUUGUUCGGGAAGGUGCCUAAGGCAGUGACAGGACUUUCAAAGUUGAACGUGAGUUAUAAUCACUUGUGUGGUCAGCUGCCGGCAACAAAGUUUCCGCCUAGUGCUUUCGCCGGAAAUGAUUGCUUGUGUGGGUCACCGUUGCCGAAAUGCAAAGCUUGA